CAAAUGUUAAAUAACUCUAAUAUGUUUAAGGGUAGAACAGCCCUUUAAACAAAUCAGUCACAGAUAAGGAUAAAAGUGUUUGACAAGUGUCACAGACAAACAGAAAGUAAGAAUUUCCAGUUUCACCCUCCUGAGGAAUUCCCACACUCAUUUUCCCAGCAUCCUUCAAAGAGUGAUGCAAGCUCAUUCCUGACAGCAGGUGCUACACUGAAGCUGCUGUGAAUAUGAUGAAGCAACUUUGGUCUAAUGAGUAUAAAUACCAGCACACUUUCCAUCUCAAGCAUCACACAGGAGCAGAAGCCAAAGGAGCUCAAAUCAGCCACUGAAACAGUCCAAGGAUCUGACAACUUAAACCUCUCAAACAAAGAUGAAGACACUCAGAGUUGCAGUUGUUGUAGCCGUCGUGCUCACAUUCAUUUGUAUCCAGGAGAGCUCUGCUGUCCCUGUCACUGAGGUGCAAGAACUGGAAGACACAUCGAGCCAUGAAAAUCCUAUUGCAGAACAUGCAGAGACCUCAGUAGAGUCAUGGAUGAUGCCGUAUAACAGCAGACAGAAGCGUAGUAGGAAGUGUAAAAUUUGCUGCGGUUGCUGCACCCCUGGUGUUUGUGGACUGUGCUGCAAAUUCUGAGGACUCCUGCUGACAUGAACAAACAAAGAAGAGAAAGAUAUUUUCUGGGAAUUUCUGCAUGCUGUAAUAAAUGUCCACGUUUUCAGUAAUGUGACUACAUUUGAUGCAGAUGUUAUAAUGCAGCAAGACAAUAAACUUUGAUAAUAUUGA
Notolabrus celidotus (New Zealand spotty) is the source of this 778-nucleotide messenger RNA. RefSeq names its product hepcidin-like. The transcript is spliced from 3 exons. Gene Ontology annotation, cellular component: extracellular region. Bases 368 to 628 code for a protein of 86 amino acids. Gene Ontology annotation, biological process: intracellular iron ion homeostasis; defense response to bacterium. The record is from RefSeq and is a predicted model, not a curated record. NCBI's taxonomy places the organism in Eukaryota, Metazoa, Chordata, Actinopteri, Labriformes, Labridae.